Drosophila arizonae is the source of this 2143-nucleotide messenger RNA. It is a transcript of the gene Pngl, whose product is annotated as N-glycanase Pngl. Gene Ontology annotation, cellular component: cytoplasm; nucleus; cytosol. NCBI's taxonomy places the organism in Eukaryota, Metazoa, Arthropoda, Insecta, Diptera, Drosophilidae. Gene Ontology annotation, molecular function: peptide-N4-(N-acetyl-beta-glucosaminyl)asparagine amidase activity. The record is from RefSeq and is a predicted model, not a curated record. Gene Ontology annotation, biological process: protein deglycosylation; glycoprotein catabolic process.
AAGCCUUUGUUCCUUCUUCUUUUGUUGUGUUUCAAGUGCAAUAAAUACGCAAUUUAAUCAAUUAAUUUAGUCAAUAAGCUAUUCCAUUCGAUAAGUAUAUAUUGUGAUAAACAUCGCUCAUCCCUAAUUUGGCAGCUAGACAAUCACCCACCCACCCAACGACACCCACGAUAGCGGCUUUGCGGCUUAUUUUGAUAGCGCCGCGCAUUUUAACAUGGUUGACAUUAAUUUGGAGUGCGUGCAAUUGAUCGAGCCCCAGCCGGCGAAAUCGACGGAGAAACAGCAAGAGCAAUAUUUAGAGGCAGUGCGAAUAUUGCUCGUGCUGCUCGAGAAUGUGCUAAGUCAGCCAAAUAACCUGAAGUAUCGCACCAUUCGUGUGGAGAACAAGGCGAUCAAGGAAAAGCUGCUUUCGGUGGAGGGCAGUGAGCGAUUGCUGAACGCAAUUGGUUUCAAACGCUUGCCAAGCUCCAAUGAAUACACAUUGCCUACUGAGGUACCGUUACAGCAAAUACAAAAGUACAGAGACGUGCUAAGCAAAAGGCGAGAGGCGUGGCUGAAUGGUGCAAAGCAGCCAGUCCAGGCGACAACUACAAGAGAAAUGCCAGCUACGUGUGCUACGCCUUUGUUUAUACAACCUUCAGUGCCCUACAGACAACGUAUUACCUUUCCGCGCAUGCUACGCACUCCUAAUCGAUUCCUGCAGUCUUUGGAGCUCUACAGCGAUGCCGUUAUGCAGUAUGAGGAUGAGGCGUUGCUGGCCAGUGGACGAAGUCUGAUACCCAUCGAUGAGCUAACAAUGAAUGCCAGCAGCAAAUUAAUUGAAAUGCAGGAACUAAUUGCGGCUGGAAAAUGUAAAGAGAAGGAACCCUGCAUACGUGAUCUGCUGCUCGUUGAGCUGGUCAAUUGGUUCAAUACGGAGUUCUUCGAGUGGGUCAACAACAUACCAUGCCAAGUGUGCGGCAGUGAGGAUGGCAAACUACGUCGCACCCAAACCGAGGGCGAUGUGCGGGUCGAGGUCACAGUUUGCUGUGGCCAAGAGACCAAGUUCUAUCGCUACAAUGACAUCUCCCAGUUAUUGGUGUCGCGCAAGGGGCGCUGUGGCGAGUUUGCCAAUUGCUUUACAUUCCUGUGCAGAUGUCUGGACUACGAUGCCCGCUUAGUGCAUUCCCAUUUCGAUCAUGUGUGGACCGAAGUGUUUUCAGAGAAGCAAAUGCGCUGGCUGCAUGUCGAUCCCUCCGACAAUGUGGUCGACUCGCCACUUAUGUACCAGCACGGCUGGAAGCGCAAUAUCGACUACAUCUUUGGCUAUUCGCGCGAUGAUGCACAGGAUGUCACUUGGCGAUAUACGAACAAUCACCAGCAAAUAUUAAAGCAGCGCAAGCUGUGCUCGGAGAAGGAGCUCAUCGCAGCACUGAAUGUGAUUCGCGCCAAACGGCAGCAGUUCGCGAGCGAAGAACGCAAAAAAUUCCUCAGUCAACGCAACAUGUGCGAGGUCAUUGAAAUGACCGUGGAACGCACUCCUACCGAAAGCGAGCUCAAAGGCAGAAGUUCGGGCAGCUUGUCGUGGCGCCAGUCGCGUGGGGAGCACACGUUCACAGAUAUUUUUGUAUUUACGCCAAAUGACAGCGAGCGGGAACUGCGACAAUUCAAUUUGCGCUACAAUUGCGCCAGCGAUACGUACGAAAGAUAUACGAAAGAUGGCGAACAUUUCAAUAUACUCGAAACCUACAAGACUUGGCAAAGUGCGCAGUUUGCAUCGAAGAACAUUUUUCGCAAGGUCGAGAGAGAUUGGAAAAUGGCCUAUUUGGCCAGGCUAGAGGACACGGACAGCGCUGAAAUCAUUUGGAAAUUCAAUUUGAGCAAAUCUAAUCUUCGAGUGAAAUCCUAUAAGCUCACAUUCGAAACGAAAACCUUUGGAGACGGCAAAAUUGAUGUGAGCGUGGUGACGAGCGAUGGCAACAGAUGCAUUGAGAACGCCACAGAAUUCCAAAUUGUGGCCAAGCUAAGCGGUGGCAAAGGGGACGUGGCUUGGCAGCAUACACAGCUGUUUAGACAAAGCCUUAACUCCAGGGAAUAUCCUUUUGAUUUGCAAGUGGUAUUGCAUUAGCCAAAUGCCACAAUUCCAAAAUCAAGUGUAAAUAAA